Messenger RNA from Paralichthys olivaceus (Japanese flounder), 613 nucleotides. The record is from RefSeq and is a predicted model, not a curated record. Lineage: Eukaryota; Metazoa; Chordata; Actinopteri; Pleuronectiformes; Paralichthyidae.
GAACGUGUUCACACUGGUUCGGAUCCAGAUUAAAUCCAGCUGAACGUGUUCACACUGGUUCGGAUCUCAGUCUGACGCAGGUUCUCUGGUGUUUCAGGGUCACAUGCCGACUCAUCAGCUCCUCAGGAAAUACGACCUGAUGCAGUUUGUGGACGUCACUAAAGCUGUGAGCGAGGGGAACCUGCUGCUGCUGAACGAAGCUUUGUCCAAACACGAGACGUUCUUCAUCCGCUGCGGAAUCUUCCUCAUCCUGGAGAAGCUGAAGAUCAUCACCUACAGGAACCUCUUCAAGAAAGUGUAUCUGCUGCUGCGGACUCACCAGCUUCCUCUGGACGCCUUCCUGGUGGCGCUGAGGAUGAUGCAGGUGGAGGACGUGGACAUCGACGAGGUGCAGUGUCUCCUGGCGAACCUCAUCUACAUGGGUCACAUCAAAGGUUACAUUUCCCAUCAGCACCAGAAGCUCGUGGUCAGUAAACAGAAUCCAUUCCCGCCUCUCUCCUCCGUCUCCUAGACGACGUUACCCACAACCCCCUCUGACUGUGACGCUCCACUAACUCACCUUUUUUAUUUUGUACUGUAAAAAGAUGUUGAAUAAAACAGAUGCUGGUUUGUA